AUGGAUCCGACUUUGUCCAAUGCAGCCGACAUCGUCGACCUUGUGUAUGCCACCGUCUGGACGGUCAUCUUUACCCUCGCAGCCCUGCUUGUUCUGUCUUACCUGGUUGGCGAGGCCAUCCGGUCUGCCUGUCGCCCAGCCAAGGCCGGCUCGCUGCUGCUGAUCCUUUUUGCUGCAGUUGUGCGAGCUGUCGUCCCGCUGAGGCCCACGACCAUCCCCGACAUUGUCGCAACCAACGUCUUUUACUCUCUGUAUCCGCUCUUCUUUUCUCAAAUCAGUCUUCUCAUCGUCGUGUGGAUGGACUGGUUGCUCUAUUUCCAGACCUCGCCAGCCGUCGGCCGCCAGCGGACCGUCUUCUGGCGACGAAUCGGCCUUAUCGCCGUCAUCCUGGCAUAUUUCGCUGCGGCAUGUGUGCUGGGGCAGUACAGUCUUGCGAGCGACAUACCCGUUGUCGACGUCAAGUUCAUAUACUACAGCCUCGGGCUCUCGGUCUUUCUCCUCCCUCUCUACAUGAACUAUGGCCUCAAGGUCCGGAGAGCACUUCGCAAGGCCCUGGCCGCCGGCAACCCGCAUCCCUACGGCAAAGCGAAUCUUGAGCACGACAUAUGCAAGGCAUGUAGAUCAAUGUUGUGCUGA
Messenger RNA from Polychytrium aggregatum, 636 nucleotides. RefSeq lists its product as uncharacterized. The transcript has 4 exons. Bases 1 to 636 code for a protein of 211 amino acids. The record is from RefSeq and is a predicted model, not a curated record. NCBI's taxonomy places the organism in Eukaryota, Fungi, Chytridiomycota, Chytridiomycetes, Polychytriales.